Messenger RNA from Chara braunii, 3114 nucleotides. The record is from the annotation of a GenBank genome assembly. NCBI's taxonomy places the organism in Eukaryota, Viridiplantae, Streptophyta, Charophyceae, Charales, Characeae.
GAGUUUGAAUUUUGAGCAAAGGAAAAAGAAGAAAGAAAAAAGACGCCGGACCCUACCAUAUCGCAGCCCAGCCCUGAGGCUGCGAAUGGAAAGACCGCCUUGACUGUCUUGGAGGUCACCUCGCCGGAAGAUGGUUGCGUAUUGCCAUGCAUCGUCCGCGGUCUUCCCGUAGUUUACCCCCCGCUAAGUCUGUCUGCUGGUCUGGUCUCUUCCUCCUCGCUGCUCGACGUCUGGUGUGAGAGGCGACAGCCGUCGGUACACGUCACACGACGCGGUUCGCUGCCAUCUCACCCUCUUCUUCUCGUCGACGUUUGCAUCCCCUCCCCCGCGUUGUGGUUCGUUUCCCCGCCCGCAGCGAGGGAGUUGGUGGUUCCGCCAGAAUGGAGGAGGGCGGGCAAAUGGAUCCGAAGCUCGAAUUUUCGCAGACUCUGUUCGCGUUGCGGCUGAGGCUUCGACGCUCCCCGGUUAUGGAGAAUGACGAUGGGGUGAUUGAUGAGCUACGCCAGCAGGUGCUGGAUGCCAUCGAUCGGGAUCUGAUGAUCAGCGUCUAUCAGUCCUGCUGUGAGGAGUUCGGCUGGAAACCCGAUCCCAGUCAUCUGUCGAGAUACGGCGCUCGGAUUGCGGAAGAAAUCCAACGGCUCGACGAUAAGAUCAAGGAUGCGGAAGACAACCUUGGGGAGAGCGAGGUGCGCGAGGCCUUCUUGGAGAAGGCGCUCUUCUUCGUCCGAAUCGCAGACAAAGAGAAAGCUUUAGAAGCGUUGAAAGCCACGGAAGCGAAGACGGUGGCCAUCGGGCAAAAGAUCGAUCUGAUUUUUCAUAUCUUGCGAAUCGGAUUUUUCUGCGCCGACUUUGACCUAAUCUCGAAGAAUCUCGACAAAGCGAAGAGCUUAUUUCACGGCGAAGGCGGUGAUUGGGAGCGGAAGAACCGCCUGAAAGUGUACGAGGGUCUGUUUUUCAUGGCGACGAGGAACUUCAAGAAGGCCGCCAAUCUAUUCCUUGAUUCGAUCUCCACUUUCACCUCCUAUGAGCUCUUGCCUUACACGACCUUCAUCUUCUACACUGUUUUGACCAGCAUCGUCUCCUUGGACAGAGUGGCUCUCAAAUCGAAGGUUGUGGAUGCCCCUGAGAUCUUGGCAGUUAUCAGAGAUGUCCCCCACCUUUCCGAUUUCUUGAACGCCCUUUACAACUGCGAUUACAGGACGUUCUUUGUGGCGUUUGCGGCGCUGGCCGAGGCCAUCCGCAAGGAUCGAUACCUGAAUCCGCAUUUUAGGUUUUAUUUGAGGGAAGCGCGCGUAGUGGCGUACGCGCAGUUCUUGGAAUCCUACAAGAGUGUGACCAUGGAGGCAAUGGCCAAAGCUUUUGGCGUCAGUGUUGAGUUCUUUGAUGCGGAAUUGGCGCGCUUUAUCGCUUCAGGACGCGUCAAUUGCAAGAUAGACAAGGUGGCGGGUAUAAUUAGUGAAACCAAUAGGCCGGAUGCCAAGAAUGCCCUCUAUCAUGCAACGAUUAAACAAGGCGAUGUUCUGCUCAACCGUCUGCAGAGGCUGUCGCGGGUCAUCGAUAUGUGAGGCUUCCUUCUGGUAAGAAGCCCGGGGUAAUUAAGGUGGGGGGGGGGGGGGGGAANGGAAAGAGAGGGGGGAGGAGGAGGGAGAUGGAUUACGGAGAGGCGAGGGGGAAGGUAGGAGUUUAGAGGGAAAGCGGGAGGUGCGGAGGUGGAGAGAGUUUAUUAGGGGUAGCGGAAACGAUGGGGGGUUGCGCAGACUAGCGCAAUCGGAUAAGCUGAGGAGGUCGGAGUUGAGGGGAAGGGGGAAAGGGGGGAAGGGGGGAAGCGGAAGCGGAAGCCGAGGAGAUGGCGGGUGCAACAGACUACCGUCUUCCCUCGAAUAGAACGUACUACGCUUAUUAUCCUUGUGUUUGGGGCAACUUUCAGUCUAUCUAGAUACAGCGAUUAAUGUACAUACGCACGUUCCAUUCGGGGGAAGACGGAAGCGGAUAUCAGUGAAGGCGAGGAGAGAGAGGAGCUGAUUGAAGGAUGGAUGAGGCGGAAGGGAUGGGUGUGCGGGGUUCAUCGGAACGGAGCAAGCAAUGUUGUGCUAAACCAUCUCCAGAGGUUUUCGCAGGUCAUCAAUAUGAGAUCUGUGUAAGGAGAGAGAGAGAGAGAGAGAGAGAGAGAGAGAGAGAGAGAGAGAGAGAGAGAGAGAGAGAGAGAGAGAGAGAGACGGGUAGGCGAGGAGGGCUUGAGAGUUGAGCGGGAGUGGAAGGUAUGGCUGCGCAGACUGAACGAAGGUAAGUUCGGCUUUACCGUUUCCGGAGGCGGCGGCUGUCUAAUCUGUCAUCGAUAUAUGAUCCAGGUAAGAAGAGAGGGGAAAUCGGGGGAAGAGCGGGGAAAUCGGGGGAAGAGCGGUGAAAUGAGGGGAAGAGCGGUGAAAUGGGGGGAAGAGCGGGGAAAUGGGGGGAAAAGCGGGGAAAUGAGGAGAAGAGCGGAGAGGCGAGGAGGUGGGAGUUAAAACAGGAAGUGGAGGGGGGAUGGGCGCGCAGACUAACGGAGACGUCGAAACGAAAUGAACUCGAGGGGAAUAAGGUUGCCAUCUUGGGUGUUUGGGAGAAACUGAUGUCUUCUAUGGUCGGAUUGUGGCAUGACUAUGAAGGUACUGCCACCAUCGACUUGCAACUUGAGUAAGGAGGGGAGCUCAUUUUGCGACUGCAAAGCGGAGGGUUGGGGACUGGUUAGGGAGAGACGUCACUGAUGAUCACACAGCUUAGUCAGCCACACCCCACGCUGUACUUCGACUGUGGGUCAAGUGUGUUGUGUGUGUGUGUGUGUGUGUGUGUGUGUGUGUGUGAGAGUGUGUGUGAGAGAGAGAGAGAGAGAGAGAGAGAGAGAGAGAGAGAGAGAGAGAGGACAUUGCGUUGUAGUGUAUGUGGGCAUGGUUGUGUGAGCCUGCAUGAGUUUGAGAGAUUGUACGUACGCGAGUGUGGUUAAAGAAAGGUAGUUUGAUUCAUUUGUCGGAAAAAUUGAGCUGUGAAGUUAUGAUCGAUCGACCAUUUGAUGGAUGAUAGAUAAAGUCAAGGUGGGAGGAAAAGACUGGAGCAAAUCAAUGAAUCGUAGGGAAAAGC